UGGGCAUGGGGCCAAGAGCAGGGGAGGAGAUGCUGGGACGGAAGUGGAGGGUUCUAGGAAAAAAGUGAGCUUCAAGCUACUUGGAAGUGAUUCCCCAGGGGGCACAGAAAGGGUGGUUUGCCCACUUUCUAGUCUUUUCCUGGACUCUAAAGAUAUGUAAGCUCUAAGGGAUGUGUGGAUUCCUAUAGGACCCGGUUUGCUAGGCCCCUAUCACCCUGUGUCCUGAUGCCCACCUCUUACCAACACUGCAGGGAGGUGGAGAUACCAGUCUAAGGCACUGGGUGUUCUCUCUCUCUCUCUCUCUCUCUCUCUCUCUUUCUCUCUCUCUCUCCCCUUUUUCUGUCUCUAUCUCUGUCUGUCUCUAUCCGCCCCCCAUUUUGUCUUUCUUCCCCAUCUCUAAGCAACUCUCCAAAUUUGUCCUGAGUGAACAUGUCCUGACUGAUUCUUCUCCCAUAGUGCUAAGCCUGGAAGCGCAGGACACAAGCUCCAGAUCCCUCAGCACCUGGUAGUCCCACUCUUGUUGUCUAGAGGAGAAAUAGGGGUUUAGAAACUGAGGGAAGACCUUAGGAAACAGGAGGGACCCAGAGCCCAGUGCUGGCCUUAGAUCUGAUUGUCCUUCCUGCUCUGUGACCAAAAGUGGCCAGUCCUGUCCUGAGCAUUGCUUGUGCCAUUUUAACCCCAGCCCCUCUCUAUGGAAGGUGGGGACUCCAGCAAGGAUACCACUAUGGGAGUGGCCCAGUGGAGGAGGUGGAGGUGGCCCCAGCAGGAACUCCAAGGAGCUCAGAACUCAACUGCCCAUUCUGCAGCACUCAGGACUGUGUGGAGGAGGCCACCAGGAAGGGCUUUUUCAGUCCCAGCAGGUCUGCUGGGCAGUCCUCCUGCAUGUGUGUGAGGAGUUUGACACAAACCUAAGGAGCACAACUCUGGCCAGACCUUAAGGAGGAAUAGGAAGGGGGUCUAGUCAGCAACUUGGAUUUCUCAAAGCAACCCAUGCCAAGGGUGCCCCAGACUAGGUACCAGUACUGUUCUGUUCCCAUGAUAUCUGGACAAAGGCAACUAAGAGUUGCUAGUUCAGAAAGAGGGUCUUGACCAGGCUUUCCUGCCUCUGCCUCCCCCCCCCCCCCCCCAGGUCAGAUCUUACACCCUUAUCACUGCCUUGGCCUUUCUAGUCAUGUGAACCAGAGAGGAGACUGGGGCUUUUAAAGAAUCCUACACAAGCUGAUAGGGUCCCAGUGUCCAUGUGUCCUCUCACUCACCCACAAGAGAGCUUGGUGGCACAGCCAGGCAGAACUGUGGCUCAGGCCCCAGCUGGCCUCCUUGAUGGCUUCCUCCAUGGUCCCACCCUUCACCUGAUGUCACCCCUUUCCCCACUCCUCCUUCCUAAACCCUUCAGGGAAGUUCUAAGAGCAACAACAGGUACUCCAGAGAAAUUCAAGGCCUGGCCUCAGCUUCUGAGACACAGCCACAGUAGCAGUUCAGGCCCUGAGAAACAUAGCCUUGCAGCUGCUCUGAGAUCUUCAGAAUAGAGAUCCCAGCACACCUCACAGAGAUGUCCUAGCCCUGACUCUCCUUCCCCUCUGCCACACCAGGCCUCUCCUUCUCCCUAGUCCCUUGGACCCCUGACCUCCCACCCCCACCCCAAAGAAUCUAGCGUUAUCACUGAGGUCAGCCCUGGCUGCAGGCAGGAAGACUUUGCUCCCCAAGACAGGUACAAGGACAAAGCAGGUCCCCAGAGCCAAGACUCCAAGAUGGAGUGCAGUAUAAGAAAGGGAAGGAGAAGACAAUGGCUCCCAGGGAACCUGCCAGUAUGACUGUGCCCCUAGGAGCCAGGGGAUAUGCCUUGCUACAUUUGAAAGGAGCAGGGAGACAGGCCUGAGCCCUUGUGAACACGAGGGUGCCCUGUUUCCUCCCCCCCACCCAGGGCAACUCGGUUUCAAAUGUGAAAUUGGUACCCAGAGCCACCACUUGCCCAUCUUUGCCCCCCUGGGACAGCCCCAGUCAAGGCUCCUUAACCUGCUUCCCUGAACCCCUUUGUCACAUACAAGGGAGAGGGAUAUCCCCAGCUGGGACUGCAGUCCUUGGAGCUGUGCUGGAGAAGGGCAGGGGGGAGGGGGCCGGGCAGAGCCCAGAGGCCAUUCUGAGGGUGGGAAACGGGGUGGGAGGUGGGGCAGGCCUCUUGGGGUUUCUGACGACACCUGAAUGGAGUGAAAAGGAAAGAACUUAGGAACGGGACUCACGUCUACCAUUUGUGCUGUUUGUUUCUUUUUAUUUUGAUUUUUUUGCAUUUCCGCUUAGCUUGGAUAAUGAAACUACACUGGUCAGUUUCAUUCCAGUUUCUAUAAAACUCAGUUUCCCUCCUGGUUUUCUUACACUUGUUGCUGUGUAUUGGUUCAGAGCCCCCCCAGGGGGUGUUGGAAAGCAGGCAGGCACACUCUGUAACCCUCUUGUUUUUCUGGAAGUCAGUGCCAAAAGAAAGUGUCACUGAUACUGAAUUUUGUUUUUGUUUUUUGUUUUUUGUUUUUUUUUUUAAAGAAAACUUAAGGGGACUUGAAAAUGGGGGUCCAAACCAAGGUGACUGUCUCCUGUCUGGGCCUCCUCUUGCCGUUUUCUCCUCUUCUCUCCGUGUGUUUGUUGAGCACGGUUGGUGCGUGACUCUUGGGGACUGGUUCAGGGGAUGAUGACAGAACAAGACUCUUUCCAGCCCUGUGCAUACACCAGUGGCAUGCCGCCCUCUCCCAUCCGCUCAUCUCCUCCAUCCCCAGCUUCCCCCACCCCAUCCCACCCCAUCUGCCUGCUCAUCUUCACUUCAUCUCCACCUGCCCUGUGAGCUCCGAGACCCUGGCUCCCUCCAGUGCCUGGGCCACAGCCUCAUCCUUCAUCCUUCCUUCUCCAGGUGAGGGCAGCACACAUGGCAUUAUCCCCAGGCUACUAAAAGGAGAAACUGAGGCCCGGGAGGUGGGUGGGGAACAGGAACAGCAGAGGUCCUGACCUCUCUGCCACCCCAGAUGUAGCCCAUGGGCUCUCUUCUCUGCCCUUCUCUCACCCUGUUCUUCUCCAGCCCCAGGUUCAGACCUUCUCAGAGUCAGAGGUGACGCCUACAGGAAGGACUAGAAAGGCUGCAGCCUGCUGCCCCUUCCGACCCAGCCCCAAUUCCCCCGAAAAUCUUAGAGUCAUCCUGUUUGAAUGGGAGCCACAGCCACCAGCCAGCCACCCACACCCGAUGCAGACUCCUUUCAUGUUGAUAAAAGGAGACAUCUGGCUCCUUCUACGCUGGUCUGGCUCCAAGGCAGAAAGGCCAAAGGCCCUGCUUACACUUAGAACCUUCUCUGAGGAAGCCUGAGUCUCCACACACAGGACUGUAGAGAGAACUAGGAGUAUCCAAGAGCCCCUAAAGGAACUAACACCCCACAGCAUAGCACUGGCUAUCAGUCCUCCUGCCCCCUCACCUGACAACCUAUCCCCCAAGACCUUUUCUUUAUCCAUUGAGAAGGAGCACCCCUCUCUCAGACAGGUGCAAGGCUAACACCAGAACACUGCACUGAUCCCAUGACCCCACCUAGAACUGUGCAGGACAGUAGCCCUGAGCAGGCAGGCAGACUAGUUCAGGUUGAGUGUGAGGCAGGGACACAGGGGUCUAUUUAUAGUUGUCACUGUUCUUCAAGAUUCAUGGGACGACAGCACUUAAUCCCUUCUUGCCCCUUCACUUGACUGUUCUCUCUUAAACACACACACACACACACACACACACACACACACACACACACACACACACUUAUAUACAUGGUUUCCCUGCCUCUAAGAGCCUAGCUAGUGGCAGACAAUGGACACAGUCAAGCCUGUUCCUUUCCUGUUACUUUGUGGAACCCAAGAGUCAUUUCCACUUCUGGGUCUUUAUCCUCUACUCCCAAAGGUGCUUCUGUUUGAAAAAAGAAUCACUUCACUCACUUUUAAUCCCCCACAUCAGGGCCCAGGAGCAAAGGAAGAAGAGCUGAGCCUGGCUGGAGUCAGUUGGGAAGCCUUGGCUACUUCCUCCAUCUUCCUGGGCUAAAGUGACUAGGGACAAGGGUCAGGGAUCAGAGAUAGUAAUGAGGGGCUCAUCCCCUAAGCCACACUAUUCAAUCGAGUGAGCAUGCAUUGCUAUUGCCCAUGCUCAAUAGUUGUACUUCCCAGCCAGACCUCCAAAUGCGUGUGCACCUGUGCUCCACCACCACAGUGUCCAGUUCCCUCCUUCCCGAACCCAGGGAUACCACAGGCCCAGAGAAACACCGGUGAGCAACCCACAAGCCACUACCCUUCCGUAUUCCUCUAGAUUAGACGCCACAGGGUUUUCGUGAUUAUCUAUCAUAGCCAAUGGCUAACGCCUAACUAUAAGGCCAAGGGCUCUCUUGUUAUGCUCAGUAGAAGGCUAAGGCAGAGACUUCUCACCUCCUAAGGAAUUCCAGGUUGGCUAAUGUUGCACAGUGACCUGGGACCGAGGGGCUUCCCUAGCUCCUAAGGAACGGCAGGCCAGGGCAGCAGACCCUGAAGACAUCCAUGUCUAAGGGUUAGCUCAGCCCUGUCUGUGAGCUUCUCUCAGGUGACUCGCCUUCCUGGGGUUCAGAAGAAAGCACAGGACUGGGCAUGUCUCCUAGAAAUCUACGAAACUGGGACUUGCUUAAGGGGAGAGGUGGCAGCCAGAGACCAGAAGGAAGUGUACCUUGAGGGUAUGACAGGGUCAGGGAGAAGGGGGUGGGUGGUGCCUGGGACCAGCAAGGGAGUCAAGAUUUGAGGAGAUCCAGGUCGGAGCCAGGACAAAGCCCGGCCACAGUGGAAGAACAGGUCCCAGGGCAGGCAGGCCAAGGCUGGCUUCCAGCCGGCUCCUGUACACAACAGGGUCCCGGUUAGGCUGCUCUAAGUUUCCCCGAACCAGGUGUCAGGAAGGCAGCUGUGGGACGCUAGCAACUCCACCUCUCCUCCAGCUCUCCAGUCCCCCACUUAGUUUUCCUCACACCUACUGCCUUAGGGCAGGCAGCCUUCUCCAAAGUAUACCCUCUAAAAAGUGCCUUCUGUUCCCAGACAGCCAGAGCUAUAGCACGAGACCCUGUCUCAAAAUACACAAACAAGACUUCCUAGGCCAAAUAAGUUUGUCUAGUUCAGUUAUUAUCUCCUCUGCUAAUGGAGACUGCCACUCUACAGGAACCCUGGGGGAUGGAUUUCCCAAACACACUGGACCACAGAUCUCUCUCUCUGAGAGAGCAGAUCAAAUACCUCCCAGGUCCCUUUGGUCCUGAGCACACAGUGUGAGAACAGCCUAGCAGAAUUCUACUUUGAGUGUUCUGGGAGCUGUUCCAUAGAGAAGGAAACUUGCCCAGAGUCCUGGAGAGAAUCCUUCCAUGGGGCCUGGAGGAGUGACACCAGGAACUUGUAUCCCAUAAUAAGUCUGCCUGCCUGGCACCUGGAAGCUACAGUUCUGGCUUCCCGAGGGGCACCAGGCAGGUAAGAAGAAAAGUUUCCCCCUCCCCAACCAAUAGGACAGUUAGUCUUAAUAACCCCCCACCUUCCCCACCCAACUUCCCUAACUCAUCCUCCUCCCCGCCCCACCCCGCCUGCCCCAUCCCCCACAGAGCCACAUGGAUUAAAGCGUCUGUAAGGAGAUGACAGAGCCCUCCGCCCAGUUCCCCGGCUCCAGCCCCUUCGGCUACAGUGUGACCCCCGAGCGCCUGACCUGGUUCCUCACUCAUCCUGCGCACUUUGACUUCUAGCCUUAGCCUCGUGGGUGAUGCCAGUUUGUUCUGUGAUUUUUCCCCUUUUCCUUCUCCAGAUGUCCAAACGGAUUCUUCGGACAGAGAUGUUUGGAGAAACUGCCUUUGCGAUUGUACAUGCCAGAUCCUAAGCAAAGUGUCCUGUGGGAUACACCGGGGACAGGUGUCAGCAGUUCGCAAUGGUCAACUUCUCCAAGCACCUUGGAUUUGAAUUGAAGGAGGCUGAGGAGCUGUACCAGAAGAGAGUGCUGACAAUUACUGGUAUCUGUGUGGCCCUGCUGGUCGUGGGCAUCGUCUGUGUGGUCGCCUACUGCAAGACCAAAAAACAGAGGAGGCAGAUGCAUCAUCAUCUCCGGCAGAACAUGUGCCCAGCCCACCAGAACCGAAGCCUGGCCAACGGGCCCAGCCACCCUCGGCUGGACCCUGAGGAGAUCCAGAUGGCAGAUUACAUCUCCAAAAAUGUGCCAGCUACAGACCACGUGAUCCGGAGGGAAGCUGAGACCACGUUCUCUGGGAGCCACUCCUGUUCACCUUCUCACCACUGCUCCACAGCCACGCCCACCUCCAGCCACAGACAUGAGAGCCACACGUGGAGCCUGGAACGUUCAGAGAGCCUGACCUCGGAUUCCCAGUCAGGCAUCAUGCUAUCAUCAGUAGGCACCAGCAAGUGCAACAGCCCAGCAUGUGUGGAGGCACGGGCGCGGAGGGCAGCAGCCUACAGCCAGGAGGAGCGGCGCAGGGCUGCCAUGCCACCCUACCAUGACUCCAUAGACUCGCUGCGUGACUCUCCACACAGUGAAAGGUACGUGUCAGCCUUGACCACGCCCGCUCGCCUCUCGCCCGUGGACUUCCACUACUCGCUGGCCACGCAGGUGCCGACUUUCGAGAUCACGUCGCCCAACUCUGCGCAUGCCGUGUCGCUGCCGCCCGCCGCGCCCAUCAGCUACCGCCUGGCGGAGCAGCAGCCGCUCCUGCGGCAUCCAGCGCCGCCCGGCCCGGGGCCGGGGUCGGGGCCCGGAGCGGACAUGCAGCGCAGCUACGACAGCUACUACUACCCUGCGGCGGGGCCCGGGCCGCGGCGCAGCGCCUGCGCGCUGGGAGGCAGCUUGGGCAGCCUGCCCGCCAGCCCCUUCCGCAUCCCGGAGGACGACGAGUACGAGACCACGCAGGAGUGCGCGCCCCCGCCGCCGCCGCGGCCGCGCACGCGCGGCGCGUCCCGCAGGACGUCGGCGGGGCCGCGGCGCUGGCGGCGCUCCCGGCUCAACGGGUUGGCGGCGCAGCGCGCACGCGCGGCGCGGGACUCGCUGUCAUUGAGCAGCGGUUCGGGCUGCGGCUCGGCGUCGGCCUCGGACGACGACGCGGACGACGCGGACGGGGCGCUGGCGGCCGAGAGCACGCCAUUCCUCGGCCUGCGAGCGGCGCACGACGCGUUGCGCUCGGACUCGCCGCCGCUGUGCCCCGCGGCCGACAGCAGGACUUACUACUCCCUGGACAGCCACAGCACGCGCGCCAGCAGCAGACACAGCCGGGGGCCGCCCACGAGGGCCAAGCAGGACUCGGGGCCCCUCUAAGGCCCCCCGCCUCGCCCGCCCCACGUCUCCAAGGAGAGCGGAGACCACCGACUGGAGAGGGAAAAGGAGCGAACAAAGAAAUAAAAAUAUUUUUAUUUUCUAUAAAAGGAAAAAAGUAUAACAAAAUGUUUUAUUUUCAUUUUAGCAAAAAAAAUUGUCUUAUAAUACUAGCUAACGGCAAAGACGUUUUUAUAGGGAAACUAUUUAUAUGUAACAUCCUGAUUUACAGCUUCGGAAAAAAAAAAAGAAACAACAAAAAAAAAAAUAAGAGAGAUGGGCCAAUUUUUUGACUCUUUAAUAGAAACCUAUAUUGUGGUGCCUUUUGCUGUACGCUAAUCUGGGGCUCCUGGAGAGCCGUCUGGGGUGCAGUGUGAGGGUGGGCGCUUGUAGGAUCCCAAACUGGUGGGGGUGAGAAAGGGCAGGGAAAGAAGAGACUGUGAGGUUCUAAUGGCUCUGAGGAAAGUGGACAAUGAGGAAGAAAAUGAAGAUAAGAUGUAAUUGUAUUUUCCCCAGUCCUGAGCAGAGAAGGCAGGGAUGUUAGCCUUAGAGCUGGAAUUGAGAUUGGGUUAUCUCCAAGGACACUGGCCUCCCCGCUACAGCAACUAGAAUGGGGAAGGGUCCUCCCCAGCCCUCACAGCUGCUAAGGGAAAGAGGACAGAGAAGGCUGUCUCCCCACCAGCCCCCUGCCGAGGGAGGGGGCAGCUCUACCAGGGGCCCAACCUUCAGGGCUCCUCCUCCCUGGCGGCCUCCAGGACAUCCUCUGUCCUCUGCAGCGCCUUCGUUUACAGGUCGUCUUUUCUAUUUUACGCCUGCAUGUCCUUUGCAUUUCGGAUUCUUUAGAUUGAAUGCAUGGUCACGCUGGGACCCAGAAGAGCCACUCCGACAGUGUAUUCGAUUCCCCUUUUAGCAAUAAAGUAACACCAUGUCCUUCUCACAGCCCAGCUCCCAACCCACCUAUGACUUCCAUCUUCCAAUCCUGCCCUCCCCAGCCAGCCCUCACAACUGGAUCCAAUGCUAAUUUGUCAAAAAAGGCAAUUGUCUAAAAAGCAAACAAAAAUCCCAAACAGAAACAAAUGGGAACCCUGACAUGUCCGAACACCUGACUGUUGACACUUGAACAUUUUUAUAUUAUAAAUAAAAUCAGAAAUAACUCC
This is a messenger RNA of Mus musculus (house mouse), 8466 nucleotides long. RefSeq names its product neuregulin 2 (gene Nrg2). The transcript is spliced from 8 exons. Gene Ontology annotation, biological process: ERBB4 signaling pathway; nervous system development. NCBI's taxonomy places the organism in Eukaryota, Metazoa, Chordata, Mammalia, Rodentia, Muridae. Bases 5921 to 7312 code for a protein of 463 amino acids. Gene Ontology annotation, molecular function: signaling receptor binding; receptor ligand activity. The record is from RefSeq and is a predicted model, not a curated record. Gene Ontology annotation, cellular component: extracellular region; plasma membrane.